Molecule: messenger RNA, 2831 nt
Organism: Propithecus coquereli (Coquerel's sifaka)
Lineage: Eukaryota; Metazoa; Chordata; Mammalia; Primates; Indriidae
Gene: SMPD3
Product: sphingomyelin phosphodiesterase 3, neutral membrane (neutral sphingomyelinase II)
Exons: 8
Coding region: 276-2246 (656 amino acids)
Biological process (GO): sphingomyelin metabolic process
Cellular component (GO): cytoplasm; extracellular region
Molecular function (GO): sphingomyelin phosphodiesterase activity
Source: RefSeq, a predicted model, not a curated record
UCUGCGGUGACUUCCCCUCUUCAGAGAGAAGGACUACAAGGUCCGAGCGGCCCCUCCUCAGGUUCUCCCGCAGGCGUUGGCGGCCCAGCAUGGCCCACUGAGGUGAACCAUGACGGGCUGGCCCCCACGCGCCGCUGACCAUCCAGAGUCACAUCUCACCAGGAGGUGACCCUCCUCCGGCUGUCCCCCCAACUCGCCCACCCCCGCCAGGAAAGUGCCCGCACCUGCCACGGACACCAUGUAGGAGGGCUGGCCGCGGCGCCCAGUGAGCUGCGAUGGUUUUGUACACGACCCCCUUUCCUAACAGCUGUCUGUCCGCCCUGCACUGUGUGUCCUGGGCCCUCAUCUUCCCAUGUUACUGGCUGCUGGACCGGCUCCUGGCCUCCUUCAAACCCACCACCUACGAGAAGCGCCAGCAGGCGGACGACCCGUGCUGCCUGCACCUGCUCUGCACCAUCCUCUUCACGCCCGUCUACCUGGCCCUCCUGGUGGCCGCACUGCCCUUCGCGUUGGUCGGGUUCCUCUUCUGGUCGCCCCUGCAGUCCGCCCGCCGGCCCUACGUCUACUCACGGCUGGAAGACAAGGGCCUGGCCGGCGGGGCAGCCCUGCUUGGUGAAUGGAAGGGAACAGGGGCCGGCAAAAGCUUCUGCUUCGCCACCGCCAACCUCUGCCUCCUGCCCGACUCGCUCGCCAGGCAUAACAACCUUUUUAACACCCAAGCACGGGCCAAAGAGAUAGGGCAGAGAAUCCGCAACGGGGCCGCCCGGCCCCAGAUCAAAAUCUACAUCGACUCGCCCACCAACACCUCCAUCAGCGCGGCCAGCUUCAGCAGCCUGGUGUCUCCGCAGGGCGGAGACGGAGUGGCCCGGGCCGUCCCCGGGACCAUCAAGAGGACGGCCUCUGUGGAAUACAAGGGUGAUGGCGGGCGGCACCCCAGUGACGAGGCUGCCAACGGCCCGGCCUCCGGGGAGCCGGCUGACGGCUGCGGCCUCGAGGACGCCUGCAUCGUGCGCAUCGGUGGCGGUGGCGAGGAUGGGGGCCGGCCACCUGAAGGCGAUGACCCUGCCCCUGGGAGCCAGGCCCGAAACGGGGCUGGCGGGGGCCCGAAGGGCCAGACACCCAACCACAGUCAGCGGGACGGGGACUCGGGGAGCCUGGGCAGCCCCUCAGCCUCCAGGGAGUCCCUGGUGAAGGCGCGAGCCGGUCCGGACGGCGGCAAUGGGGAGCCGGGUGCCAACAGCAAGCUCCUGUACAAGGCCUCGGUGGUGAAGAAGGCGGCCGCACGCAAGAGGCGGCACCCGGACGAGGCCUUUGACCAUGAGGUCUCAGCCUUCUUCCCCGCCAACCUGGACUUCCUGUGCCUGCAGGAGGUGUUCGACAAGCGGGCGGCCACCAAGUUGAAAGACCAGCUGCACGGCUACUUCGAGUACAUCCUGUACGAUGUCGGGGUCUACGGCUGCCAAGGCUGCUGCAGCUUCAAGUGUCUCAACAGCGGCCUCUUCUUUGCCAGCCGCUACCCCGUCAUGGACGUGGCCUAUCACUGUUACCCCAACGGGCGGAACUCCGAUGCCCUGGCCUCCAAGGGAGCUCUGUUUCUCAAGGUGCAGGUGGGAAGCACACCUCAGGACCAAAGAAUUGUCGGGUACAUCGCCUGCACACACCUGCAUGCCCUGCCAGAGGACAGUGCCAUCCGGUGUGAGCAGCUGGACCUGCUUCAGGACUGGCUGGCUGAUUUCCGAAAAUCUACCUCCUCGUCCAGCGCAGCCAACCCCGAGGAGCUGGUGGUGUUUGACGUCAUCUGUGGAGAUUUAAACUUUGACAACUGCUCCUCUGACGACAAGCUGGAACAGCAGCACUCCCUGUUUACACGCUACAAGGACCCCUGCCGCCUGGGGCCGGGAGAGGAGAAGCCGUGGGCCAUCGGUACCCUGCUGGACACCAAUGGCCUCUACGAUGAGGAUGUGUGCACCCCUGAGAAUCUUCAGAAGGUCUUGGAGAGCGAGGAAGGCCGCAGGGAGUACCUGGCGUUUCCCACCAGCAAAAGCCCGGGCCAGAAGGGGCGGAAGGACCUGCUGAAGGGCAACGGCAGGCGCAUCGACUACAUGCUGCACACCGAGGAGGGGCUGUGUCUGGACUGGAAGGCGGAGGUGGAAGAAUUCAGUUUCGUCACUCAGCUGUCCGGCCUGACCGACCACCUCCCAGUGGCCAUGCGGCUGAUGGUGUCUGCAGGGGAGGAAGAGGCGUAGACCAGCCACAUCGCCGCCCGCCGGCAUCCGGAGCUGCGAGGCCUCUGCCAGCCCUCUGAGCCGCAGCCCAUCCCUGGGCCACGUCCCCUCAGUGCUGCGGGGAGGAGGGCAGGAACCAGGAGGGAGCCGGUCAGGGACCGGGAGCCUGGAAGCAGCGCUGCUCUGGGCCCUCGCUGCGGACAGAGGAGUCAGGCUGGCCCGGGGAGCCCCCCAGCUGCCUAACCAGUGCCAUUCUUUCAAAACGUGAUUUUCUACAAAUCUACAGCACAAUCUAGUUUGUAACCCGGGGGUUAGUAUAAGGACCGGGUUUAUGUACUCUUUGUAUCUCUUCUUAAGCUUCGUCCAGGGUUCAUUAUUUUUGUCUGCUGCCAAUGUUGUCUCGCAUGCCUGCACCCUCGCAUGCACGCUGCCUGCAUGCCACGUGCCACGCUGUAGCCACACAGACCCCUUGCUCGGGCCUCACCCAAGGCCAAACUCCAAACGCAAUCAGAACCAGCCAAAGAAGCACUUCCUGGGCACGGCCGCCAGCUCUCCCGCUCCAGCCUGGGAUGGCUCACCGCAAGGACCUGAGGGCUGUCUCUCUAC